UGAAAAUCACAAACACAUUCUCAAAUACACACUUCAAAAACCAAAACAAAAAAAAUUUGAAAGUUAAGAAAAGUUGCUAGGGUUUUGAAGAUAUGAAGUUCACGACAUUUGUGUUCAUUGUGUUCGUGGUAGGUGCCAUGUUAUCUCCAGUUCCAGUCAGAGCAAGAGUGGUGGAAAGUUUUAAAGAAGAAGUAAAUGUAACGUGUGAUGCUAAUGAGCUUAGUUCAUGCUUACUGCCAUUCACCACAGGAGUAUCACCGUCAACAACUUGUUGCACAAAACUAAAGGAGCAACAGCCGUGUUUUUGUACAUAUAUUAAAGAUCCAAAAUAUAGUCAAUAUGUUGGUACUCCAAACGCUAAGAAAACGUUAGCAACUUGUGGUGUUCCUUAUCCUACUACUUGUUGAAGUUUGAGAUAUUGCUAAAAGAAGUUAUUAAUAAUCAUCAGAUAUAUAAUGAGAGAGUUUUCUUA
Messenger RNA from Arabidopsis lyrata subsp. lyrata, 472 nucleotides. RefSeq names its product non-specific lipid-transfer protein 2. The transcript has a single exon. The record is from RefSeq and is a predicted model, not a curated record. Gene Ontology annotation, biological process: lipid transport. Bases 93 to 407 code for a protein of 104 amino acids. NCBI's taxonomy places the organism in Eukaryota, Viridiplantae, Streptophyta, Magnoliopsida, Brassicales, Brassicaceae.